UAAAUUGGGCAUUUUAAUAACUAUUCACAUAACCUUGUUGAAUACCAGACAAGCGCUUGCAUGCAAAGAAGCAAGUGAAUGUGUAGUGUGUACAUGAAAAAGUGAGAGAGUAGUAGAAUAUGGCGGCGUGGUCGUUUUGUUGAGUGCGUUUCGGAAACCGUUGUUUUCCUUAUCAAAAUUAUUUUAUUGUUCGUCUUUUAGCAGUUACGUGAUUCUGUGUGUUUUAAACUUUAAAAGGUUUUUCAUUUUCCGUAAACAUGACUGCCGAACAGUUUUGUUUGAAAUGGAAUAACCAUCAAAGCACUUUGAUUUCGGUUUUUGAUGGACUUUUUGAAAGUGGAACUCUUGUUGAUUGCACUUUAGCUGCUGAUGGACAGUAUAUAAAAGCUCAUAAAGUUGUUUUGUGUGCCUGCAGCCCGUAUUUGGAGGCCCUUUUGAGUGAACACUACAACCAGCACCCCAUAGUGAUUUUGAAAGAUGUGAAGUUCGAGGAGCUGCAAUCGAUUUUGGAGUAUAUGUACCGCGGCCAAGUGAAUGUCACCCAAGAACAGCUGGGACAUUUCUUGAAAGCGGCCGAGAUGCUGCAGGUGAAAGGCCUAAGCGAGAACAGAUCGGGCGCAGCAAGCGCGCAAAUUGUGUCGACAAAGUUUAGUGCCGUAAUCAACAACGAAAAAAACUCCGCGAGUGUAGGUAACACCGCGAGUGUAGCCAAGCCGCCUAAUUCCGCUGAGGCGGCCAGGAAGAAGGAGAAAGUGGUUGUCGCUUUCUCCCGUUCAACCCCCAGUGCUAGUCCGGUUGAAUCGUUGUUACCCUCUAAGCUCGUCAUUGAUAUACCCCCGAUUAGUCCCGUGGACAGCAAGGACGCAAGUGUGUCCCCCAAGCGCAAGAAAGUUCCCCAUAGUGGUGAUAUUGUGAAAAGUGAUGUGAAAAUUGGGUCGGUGGAAAGUGCCAGUGAAUGUGCGAUGAAUGAAGUGGAUGACGCUAGGUUGGCGACGGCGACGACUGCUAGUGGUUUCAUGUUUGGCGUGGAUCCGAUGAUCACCGAGUUCACCGCGCACAACAUCAAGGUGGAGGAGUACAGUGAUGACAGCUACGACUCGGACAUGCUUGUCGUCGAUGAGGAGAAUGCGGCUGCAAGAGGAGGAGGUGGAGUCAAAGAGGAGGAGCAACCGGGACCCUCUGGAGGAGCUGUUGCCGAUGGGUGGAAAGCCCCAGAGGGCGAGGAUCCAGAGGCAGCUAAAGGAGGUGGCGGACGGAAGAUUAAGGAAUUCCUCGAGUACUUGGCACUAGAGCCUAAAAAUGCCCGAAAAUUGGGCUCCCCAGGCGCUAAUCCAGCAUCACACAAACGCAAACUGCGUAAACGGAAGCAGCUAAUAGCCACGGGCACCACCAAACCAACCGCCGUUCACAAAAUCCAGCACCAGAUCAAAUUCAAAACUGCAGCUACCAGCAACAAAAACAAAAUUGCCACAGUGAUCAGGAAGAAAAUCAUCAACUACAAACUGCAAGCUGCUAAGAAGAAAGUGACAAGAGUGAAAAAAGAACCGAAAAGUGCUGAAACAAAUGGCGUAACAAAUGAUACCAAAGAGAAUAUUGGGGUUAAAGUGGUAGCGGUUGCUGCUUUGAAGCCCAAAGCUGAGAAAGCCAAACUGAAAGCUGCUCUGAAAAAAUCGUCCACGCCUAUCGAUAAAAAAGGUGCUAAGAAGAAGAUGACUGGUGGUAUGAGUAAUAGCAUGAACACUAGUGACGGAAAAAUGUUCAGCUGCGAUAAUUGUGAUAAAGCCUACUCAAGGAAGUCAUCAUUGUACCGACACAGCACUUACGAGUGUGGAAAGGAACAUAGUUUCAAUUGUCCCUACUGCACUUACGGUGCCUACCAGAAGGUUCAUCUCAAUCGCCACAUUACGUUCGUUCACCGUCAACCACCUGUUUGACAUCUAGUCUGCCGAUCAAUAUUGCUCCAAUGAGUUCAUACAUUUUGUCUGAAAUUCAUCCUCCUUUGGACUCUAAAACGCGAGUGGCUGGUUGCUGGGUAGAAGUUUGAAACAUAAAACUGUUCAACUGAAAAUUUAUUGAUAUUUUUCAUGUGUUAGAAAUAGUUCAAUUUCAACUUUGUUUAGAAUUUUAUUACAUAACUACAACGAGGAGAUAAUCUUUUAAUUAUCCAUCGACAACAUUUAUUACAAAAAUUAAUUAAUUCGAUAGUGAUACUUUUCAUUUACAAGUUUGGAAUCAUACAAUCUAAACUUUUUUAGAAGCUCAUUACAUAACUUCAGCGACGAAAUUAAUCUUUUAUUUUUUCUAUUGACAGCAUUUAUGACAAAAAUAUAAUGUACUCGAACAAUCUAUAGUGAUGCUUUUCAUUCACAAGUUUGAAAUCAUUCAAUUCCAACUUGUUAAGAACUUUAUCGCAAUGAGGAAAUUGAUAUUAUUUGUUUAUUAUUUACAUACACUUAUUGUCAACAUGCAUCAUAAAAAUAAUCAUAAUACAAUUGAGAUCGUUCCAGUAUAGUAUAACUAUCAAGAACCUCUCUCUAAAAUUAGUAUAGGGAAAAAUGUCCACUUAUAAAAUUUUCAGUGAUCAUCAAUUACUAUCAAAUUAUUCUUCACAGUAUUUUGUAACUUUCAAUUCAAUCCAUGAUAAUUUUAUCGUAAAUUUUUUGUCGGUAAGCUUGAAACUGUUAAGGCUUUCUUUGUUUUUGUUAGUUUUUGGUGUUUACUAUAAUUAAAAAAUCUUAUAAAAGAUGCAAGAUGUUUAUAUUUGAAGUAGGGUCUCGAGGUAUUAUAGAGAAAUUAACAUUUCUUUUAACUUGAAACGCUUGAAAGCCAUGCUUCAAUUCUCUUACGUUUUUAACUGAAUAAAUUUUAUUGAAUAAAAAAAUAGACAAUGGAAAUAAAGACCAUUGUCAUUGAAUAUUAUUGAUUUACUAGAUGUAACUUAAAAACUUCAAUGUAGGCUACCUAUUUUUAGUUGAAACAUUCAACUUGUAGUAUCCAUAGUUGGAUUACUCCAUUUUAACUCUACUUAUUUCUGAGGCGCAUAAAAGGCGAUGUUAUAAUCUAGAACAAACGUUUUUCUCAUUUUUUGUAGGCCACAGUAUUGAUAUUUGCAGCAUACCGACUCUUUAUCCCACAUUGAUGGCACUUAAGUGUAUGUUAGUCUUCAAUACACUCUAGUGCUAAUAAUUAUUAUUUCUAGUAUACAUGAUAUUCAACAGUUUUAAAAUGUUGUAAACUCCUCGCUUUCAAACUGAAUGAUGAUUGAAAGACAAUGUUGUGUCAAGUUAUAGGUCUAGAUGAAAUUAUUUAGUUAUUGAGGGUUUACUAAAUCAAAUAAUUUUAAUUCAGAAACAUUUAUAUUCCUCUGGUAGUGAACCAGAUUUGGUUGUUAUUCAUAGAUUUGAAAAUAAUAGAUUUUAAUGAAAAGAUUCUGACCCACUAGAUAGGAGAAUUUAUAAGAAAGAUCAUUAAUUUGAUAUUGAUCAACACAAAUAGAAAUUGCCAACCACUUUUUAUUAUCAUAUACCUAUAACAAAAGCUGGUUUCGUGGAUCAAGCCACAAAGAAAAACAUGUUCUUGUGGCUGAUGAAGCCACGAAACCAGGUUCUGUUAUAAAUACACAAUAAGACGUGGUUUACAAUUACUAUUUAUGUUUUUAAUUAUGGAAAAAUACCUCGACGUCGUACAUAACACAACUGUAAUAUUCCUUUUUUAAUGCUUCUUUUUUCUACAAAUUUGAUUGACUAAAUCAAUCAUUAUUAUUGAUCUAUAAAAAUUAUUUACUGUAUUUCAAAAAAUAUUGUGCCUUAGCUUUUUCUAUAUUUUAUAUCAUUGAUAUUGUGGAAAACUUCCAAUGAAAUAUUUCAUUAUCAUCAAUCACAAACAUUGAAUUAUUAUCAUUGAUAGAUUCAAUAAUAGACUAUUUUGGUAAAAAAAAAUGUUCGUACGUUUCUGUACUCAGUGGGUAUGAUGAUAUUUUAAAGACAUUUUUGUUGUUUUUGUAAAUACAGAAUCAGCUACUAAUUAUUAGCGACAUUGAUAUCACUUUUCUGGAUAUUAUUGAUGUAUGAUAUGAAUUUAUUUUUGAUAUGAAAUAUACAUAUUUUGUUAUGCUGUCUUUGUCCAUGAUAUUAUCCAAUAAAUAAUUUAAAAUAUAAUUAUUCAAGAUAAAUGUAUUUAAGUACUAUAUUUUUGGGACUUGUGAUUUGCGUAGAUAACAAUAAUUAAUAAUGAUAAUAAUUAGUGAUUUGGAGAAUUAUGGUAUUAUUCAACUAUUAGAACAAUCGAUUGAUCAAUUAAUUAAUCUAGGUACUACUAUUUCAAUGUAUAUUGAUUUUAUCUUCAUUUUAGUAAACAAUUCAGUUCUGGGAAAUGUUUUGGCAUUUAAAAUGACAGUUUUUGGUAUUCUUAUUAUUUUCUUGUCAAAUGUCAAGUAGCAGUGGAAUGAAUUCAUGUCAUUAUUUGAAAGUGCACAGUAUUUUUGCUAGUCAACCCUGAUUCUCGUGUACUGUAAACAAGUAAUGAUCUCAUUAUUAAUACAUUCCAUGUAACUUAGUUAAAAUAAUUUACUGAGGCCCGGUUGCACAAAAGCCGGUUAAAUUUUAACUGUGAUUAACUUUACGAGAACCAUUCAGAGACGGCGUUUUUGAAAAGACGACUUCUCUGAUAGGCUCUCGUGGAAUUAAUCAUGGUUAAAAUUAACCGGCUUUUGUGCAACCGGCACUUAGUGACAUAACUUUCCUCCACUAACAAAUAAUGCAAAUUCAUUAUUUUCUCCGGAUGAUAGAUUGAUGAUUCAUCCUGAUCGAGAAGAAAUGAUCUAUUACCUACCUAUUCUUAUUAUAUUAUUUUAUCGUUGCCUAUUGGCUGUUUUAGCUAUUUCAACCAAUGUGCAGAAAUUAUUAAUGGUACGGUAAUUUUCAUACACAUAUUGUAUACAAGUGAGCGUUCUUCCAUCUUAGAAUUAAACAUGAUAAACUCUAGCUUAAAUAGUAUUUUAGAAUGAUAAAUUAUUGUGAUACUUAUAUUCUUGUAAAAAGAUGUAUUUUGAGAAAUUAUACACUCAGCUGUGGUGAUGAUAAUCUAUAAUCUCUAGAAUUAAGUACCUGCUAAAUUACGGAGACAUUUAUCACUAUGUAGCGCUGUUAAAAAAAUAAACCUAGAUUAGAAGUUUU
Messenger RNA from Nilaparvata lugens (brown planthopper), 5174 nucleotides. RefSeq names its product longitudinals lacking protein, isoforms A/B/D/L. The transcript is spliced from 5 exons. Gene Ontology annotation, cellular component: nucleus. The record is from RefSeq and is a predicted model, not a curated record. Bases 258 to 1934 code for a protein of 558 amino acids. NCBI's taxonomy places the organism in Eukaryota, Metazoa, Arthropoda, Insecta, Hemiptera, Delphacidae. Gene Ontology annotation, biological process: regulation of transcription by RNA polymerase II. Gene Ontology annotation, molecular function: protein binding.